UGAGUGAGUGUAAGAGAGACACACUGAAGUCGAGCGCAAAAUGGCGUCGUGAGCAAGGCAGUUGCAGUGUGUGCAGUGGGGUCGUCGCCGUCGUCGUCGCGUCUCGCCGUUGCUGCUCACAGUAAAAACGCCGCGUACUGAUCAAUAGCGAGCGCCCGCAAAUGUGCGCGAUUUGCGUGCACCGCGCGCGCCCUUAAAGCAUGUAACCCCGGCACCCGCUGGACUUCCGCGAUCCGCCGUGCCCGAGAGUGUUGUUGUGCUGGUCCGCCAGCCAGAGGAUACACUGAUACACACAACCACACAUACACACGCAUACCCGGAGCCGGAGUGCGCUCGUCGCCGUUCUCGUUUCGGCCCUUCGGCGUCACCAUCGGGUUAUGAGCGCCGACCAUGGGCGCGCAGAAUACCAAGGAACGCACGAUCACGUCGGGAACGCAUUCAAUCCGCGCGACGAAGAGUAGGCCCAAGCCGACCAAAGAUGGACGUCAGAUCGUGUCCAACAUCUUCACCGAGCAUAGCGCGAACGAGCACCGUGCGAGCAUACGAAGCGUUCGUUCACAUCCGUUUACAGAGGCGCUGCUGCAGAGCAGACCGUUGCCGCAUAUACCGAGUGUACCGGAAACUGACCCACCCGGGACACUCAGCUCGGCGGCGGUUAAUGCCACCGUUGGAACAUUGAGUUCGCUGGGUUCCGGCACCGCCUCCACGCCGCUGUCUCUUGAAACUGCCAACCGAUGGACGUCCAAAGAAAAUCUGCUCGCGCAGGAAGAGGACGAUCCGCAACUGUUUGUCGCCCUUUACGACUUCCAAGCGGGUGGAGAGAAUCAACUAAGUCUUAAGAAAGGUGAACAAGUGAGAAUAUUAAGUUAUAACAAGAGCGGCGAAUGGUGCGAAGCGCACUCGACGUCCAAUCAAGUCGGCUGGGUGCCAUCGAACUAUGUGACGCCGGUUAAUUCGCUGGAGAAACACUCGUGGUAUCAUGGUCCAAUCGCACGUAACGCCGCCGAAUAUCUCCUGUCUUCGGGCAUCAAUGGUAGUUUUCUUGUGCGGGAGUCAGAAAGUUCUCCGGGACAGAGAAGUAUAUCGCUGCGUUAUGAAGGUCGAGUAUACCACUAUCGCAUCAACGAAGAUGCCGAGAAAAAGGUAUUUGUUACGGCCGAGAGCAAGUUUAACACUCUGGCCGAGCUAGUGCACCAUCAUUCCAUGCAAUCGGAUGGUCUAAUCACGCAACUACUCUACCCCGCACCCAAACAUAAUAAACCCACUGUGUUCCCACUGAGUCCCGAACCUGACGAGUGGGAAAUUAACCGGACUGAUAUUGUAAUGCGACAUAAAUUAGGCGGUGGGCAAUAUGGCGAUGUAUACGAAGCGGUGUGGAAGCGGUAUAAUAUGACGGUUGCUGUAAAAACUCUCAAAGAGGACACGAUGGCCCUCAAAGAUUUUCUGGAGGAGGCUGCGAUAAUGAAAGAGAUGAAACAUCCUAAUCUAGUGCAACUAAUGGGCGUAUGCACGAGAGAACCGCCGUUUUAUAUUAUCACCGAGUUUAUGAGCAAGGGCAAUCUACUGGAUUACUUGCGCAAUGGUAACAAGGAGCAGAUCAACGCGGUGGUCUUGAUGUACAUGGCCACGCAGAUUGCCAGCGGCAUGAGUUAUCUAGAGGAGCGCAUGUUUAUUCAUCGCGAUCUUGCGGCGAGAAAUUGUCUCGUUGGAGAGAAUCAUUUGGUUAAGGUGGCUGACUUUGGUUUGGCGAGACUGAUGCGUGAUGAUACAUACACAGCGCAUGCGGGUGCCAAAUUUCCGAUUAAGUGGACCGCCCCGGAAGGUCUGGCUUACAAUAAAUUCAGCACCAAAUCGGAUGUGUGGGCGUUUGGCAUUCUUCUUUGGGAGAUUGCGACGUAUGGGAUGUCGCCGUAUCCAGGCGUGGACUUGACUGAUGUGUACCACAUGUUGGAGAAGGGGUACCGAAUGGAAUGCCCGCAAGGGUGUCCGCCGAAGAUUUAUGAUCUGAUGAAGCAGUGCUGGCAGUGGCAAGCGCACGAUCGGCCCACGUUCCGAGAGAUACACCAUGCUCUGGAGAAUAUGUUCCAGGAAUCUAGCAUUACUGAAGAGGUUGAAAAGCAGUUGCAGGGCAUGGAACCGCCGCCGGUUCCGCUGGGCACGCCGCACAUGUCUUUUAAGAAGACGCACUCCGGCAGCACCGGCAACAUUCACGGUCUAGUCUCUUUAUCUGAACAGUCAACAGAUAAUCUCACAACGUCGGCGAAAUUAAGUACAUUCACGGGUGGCUCAUCGAAGAGCAAUGUUCAGUUGCGGCGGACAACAAACAGGCGAGGAAAGCAGGCACCUGCGCCUCCCAAGCGCACCAGCUUGUUGUCUUCUUGCAGUUCAUUCCGCGACAGCACCAUAGAUGAUCCCUACCAGGGCGACGGUGACACCGAGGCUGCCGACUUAAAUGGUAUUAAUAACAAAUUUAAAGGGAUGACUAGAGAUCUGCAAAACCUUGCUGCAAGUGCAAAGGGAGGCGACAGCGAGAGCGAGCUACAGGACCAGACACCUGAUACGGACGAUUCCGGCGCACAUUCCUAUCCGGAGGUAUCCGGUUCCGCGUUCGUCGUCCCUGGCAGCGGCUCGUUCAAGCGCGCGCCGAUAAUGGGAAAUCGCGGUUUAGAACAGCGUGGGCGCAAGACAAAGACCUAUCCAGACAAAGAACAGAAACAAGCGCAACCGCAGGUUCAGGUCGCUGCCCUGGAAGUGCAAAAUGUGCGCAAAGCUAUUAGUCGCUACGGUACGCUACCGAAAGGAGCGCGAAUCGGCGCCUACCUUGAAUCUCUCCGCCAGAGCGGCAUUUCUAGCCAGGAGCAAGCAGCUCAAUCCACAACCACCACCAGUGUUUCUACUGCCAGCGCCGCGUCGUCUGCGCCAGUUAAGGAUGCGAAGGAGACGUCACAACGUUCGCUUUCCCCACGUACGAAUAUCCGUACUCAACCCCAGAUGAUACGCAGUAACUCAUCCAGCGGCGUGACCACCUUCCAUGCUCAACAACCUCCUAGUUCGCCCACCGCUUCCAAAUUUAAUCGUAACCGUAACAUGCAACGCAACAAUACCGACCUAGGUGGCUGCAGUCUGCGCACAUUUAAAGCAGCGCAGGGCAACAGUUUUCGCGGUGGUAGUCCGUCGCGUUCUGCCCAGCCUAGUUUAGCUGAUUUAGAAUUUCCGCCACCACCGACCGACUUGCCGCCACCGCCUGAGGAGUUUGAUGGACCAGUUGAACCCAUCGAUUCUAUGGGUUUCAACUGUAUGACGUCGUCGGUGGAGAUUCGCAAACGUGUUCCCAUUUCACCGCUGACGUCACGCAAGCAAGAGACUGAAGAUAACGACGUCAGCAAUCUGCAGCCGUCUGUAGAAGAAGCGUCUUCUCGAUUCGGCGUCAGUCUACGAAAGCGGGAGCCUUCUUCCGAUAGCUGCAGCAGUGCCAACAAGGAAGAUAAGGACCGCAGUCCGCAUAGAACGAGCUUAAGUCUGACUAGCCCGAGUUUAGAGGGCAAGAGCCCAAUGAGUAUCGACUCGGACGUACCAACAGUGGGCUCCCCUAUAGAUCUGCCACCUCCAAUCUUCCCUGGCGAUGGUGAUGUUGACGAAACGGACGAUUGUGGUCCGAUCGCUGGCGGAGCAGGUGAUGAAGGCAAGAAAUUGCUGAACUCACGACUGCUCAAAGAGAUGGAGCUCAAGCUGGUGGCGGAAAUGAAGGAGCGCGCCGACCAGAAGCAGAAGAAUGUGAAAGAAUCGCCCGACUCUCUAUUGGCUGUGAGUAGCAUUAGUAAUGAUCCCGUAUCUCAAUUAGUUUCCGAACUGUCCGAACAGUUGAACUUGCCAAAGGCGACGCCUACGCCGCCUGUCACAACGAAGCCCGAAACAAACGGCGCAUUUCUACAGAACCUAAAGAAGGUUGAGCCGCCAAAGAAAAACACGCAGAAAGAUAAAAACGACUCGGUCGACAGCGGCAUUAUGAUCGAUUUUAAGUCACGCUUGCGGAAAGUCGAUAACGGAAACGAGAAACACGAGAAAAAGUCUGAUGACGAUGAUAAGAGCGAACAAAAUAAGAACAAUCUUGACGCCGACGAGAACAACAAGCGCGAGAGCAUUGCAAGCUCAGAUGGGGGCAAUGCAAAGUUGGAGGAAGGGGAUGACAAACGUAAGAGUACCGGAAGCAUCAGUUCGCUGAAAAAGCUAUGGGAAACGAAGGAAUCGAUUGAAGUGUCCAAUAAUACUCAGUUAUCACCCAAACUUGGCGUGAAGAAUAUGAAAAACGAUGAGCUUAUCACCGAAAUUGCGGCGACAGAGCCGGAAGAGACGUCGAAAAACACCAAGAACGAAAAGCGUGUCUGGCCGCCAUCGUCCGUGAUCGAUGACAAGCCGCUCAUUCCCACCAAGCCACCGGUAAAGCUAAAACCUAUUAUGCGACCAGCGAGUUCAGCGAUUUACGCCACUCCAAUCGCAUCGGCGAACAAUAAACCGCCUAUUUCCGCUAAGCCCAUUAACUUGGAGAGCAAAACUCCAGAAGAAGACGCCAAGAUCACAAACGACGGCAAGACUGAGAACAAAAAUAAUAUCUUGCAGAUCUCGCGCGCGCUGGAGUCGACCCUCAACAGUAUUAAGAACAAUCCGACCGUCACGUCGACCACUUGGCUACAGCUAUCCGACAAAAUUGGCCUGCUUCAUACUUCGUGCAUGGACUAUGCCGACAAUGUGGUGCCCGCACACACCAAGUUCCAAUUUCGCGAGCUGCUCACCAAACUGGAAACGCAGGCCCGCCAGAUGCGCACGGCUGGUUCGCGUAACUCAUCGGAGAACUCGCGCUGCGUGAACGACGUCAUCAAUACGAUCAAAGAUGUCGAGAAUGUCGUCGUGCGAUAGGGAACAUCAAUUAUUACGACUGCGUAGGACCACUAAGUAGGACUUAAGUUAAGGGAAACACGUUUCCGGUUUUGUUUCGGAGAUGAAAAGUAUUCGUUUGCAUUUACGCCAGAGAAAGAUGAAAGGUACAAGUGUCCCUCUUUGUACCAACGAUUAAGUUUUCAGUAAAUGGCUUGUCAGUCGUGUAUUAAUGUCGUAUCAAAGCCGCCAAAAACCAAUACGAGUAGUUUAAAGCAAUUGUAUUCGUCUUUUUUAUUAGGGAUAUUUUAGAUUGUCUGUAAAUUCAUUUUCACUCAACUGUGAUACAAAUAUGUUAAUUUUACAAGUUUUACACCCACAUGCUCAAUGGAAAUGUUUAUUAUUUAACGUUUCAACUAACUUGUUUUUUAUUCUGGUCUUUGCGGCGACAUUUUUGUCUAUUCUACGACGAUUAUAUAUCGUGCGAACCCUUUUGGAGAAUUAUAUCGUUGUGCGCGCGCGACAAAAAGAAAUAGUUGCAGAACAUCUAUUUUAUUUUUUAUUUAUAAUGACAAUUAUGCUAGUCUUCAUUUGUAAAUUAUAUGUUUAGAGUGUGUGAAAAUGCUGACAAAAAGUGGAUGUGAAGUAUAGUUUCUACAUAUAUUUUUAAAAAUUAGGCAAUGAAACAAAAACGAAAUUUCCCUGAUCGUUCGUUCGAUCAGCGUGUGACUUGACAGGAUACGAAUGUUGUUGGCGCACGAAGAUGAAUGACUUUUUACAACUUAUAUGAUACUAUUUUGUAUAAUCCAAAGAUGAAUUUAACUUUAGUUGUAGCGAAUGCGCAAUCCGCGGAGAUUUUUGCAUGGCCUGCAAGUCGUGUGCGAUUUAAUAAGUUAUUAUUAUUAUUUUUUGAUAUAGAUAUAUGGAUUAAUUAAUUAAUCUUGGAAUUUAAUUAUUUUGUAAAUACCUAUAUAUACUUUUAUAUCGUAAGUAAUCAAUUAAUUGUUAGACUGAUAUAAUUUUGCACUUGUAUUCAUAAACAUAUUCAUCAAAAGUGUGUGACCUCGCUACAAAGUAAGCGUUUUUCAACGAAAUUUUUCAAAUCUGUAUGCUCAGCGAACAAUACCGAACACUUUCUUCCGCCCUAACGGUAGAAAGAAACUCAUAUGAAUAUAAAUAUCACACUAUAGUUUAAUCGAUCACGUCAUUGACUCAACCAGUUGAAUAAUACUAUGAAUUAAAUUGCAUUUUCAUGCA
Molecule: messenger RNA, 6129 nt
Organism: Dalotia coriaria
Lineage: Eukaryota; Metazoa; Arthropoda; Insecta; Coleoptera; Staphylinidae
Product: tyrosine-protein kinase Abl-like
Exons: 9
Coding region: 391-4914 (1507 amino acids)
Biological process (GO): protein phosphorylation
Molecular function (GO): ATP binding; protein binding; non-membrane spanning protein tyrosine kinase activity
Source: RefSeq, a predicted model, not a curated record